This is a messenger RNA of Dermochelys coriacea (leatherback sea turtle), 12633 nucleotides long. It is a transcript of the gene KANSL1L, whose product is annotated as KAT8 regulatory NSL complex subunit 1 like. Bases 267 to 3302 code for a protein of 1011 amino acids. The transcript has 15 exons. Gene Ontology annotation, molecular function: histone acetyltransferase binding. Gene Ontology annotation, cellular component: NSL complex. The record is from RefSeq and is a predicted model, not a curated record. Lineage: Eukaryota; Metazoa; Chordata; Testudines; Dermochelyidae.
CCUCAAGCUGACCAUAGAUUCUCUCCUACUAAUCUGCACAACAGAGAAGCCCUGCUCCUGUGAACCUAAGGAGCUGGCCAGUUGGCAAGGUGCCUGCAGUGAAGAACUUCUACUGGAAGGGGAAGCCUUUUAUUGCAUUAGAAACAAGCCCUGCCAGAUACUGAAAAACUGAUCUUGUUUGGCUUUUGAGAGAAUCCAGUCAGGCUCUGUUGAUCAGAUGAAUUUGCAUUAGUUGGGUUUGCUGUAAACUAUCUACAAUAGCUAUAAUGACACCAGCCCUCAGAGAGGCAGCAACAAAAGGUCAUGGUAUCUACUUGUCACCUUCUUUGUCCUCUAGAGCUAUGGAGUCUGAUACAACUUUGUGCAUGGAAAAUUCCAGAGCAGUCGAAGAGACGAUAAAGGAGGAUUCCAUCACACAGAUUACUUGCUCAGUCCUGGGGUUUCCCACUACUGAGCCCAACCUCAGUAAUGAUAUCUUCAAUGUCAAACACUUUGGUUCUCCUCAGUCUUCCAGACAUUAUCAAUCUGUCUUAUUAAUGAGCACAAAUUCUCCAUUAAACAUAAAAAACAAAAACAGUAAGCAAAGGAAUUCAGAAGAGCACGACUGCUCCCAGAUGAAAAAUCUACUACAUAAUGGUGCUACCACACAGGUCAGUCAGAUUAAUAAUUCAGAACCUGAAGAGCAGGUCAGAGGGGAAACUUUAUCAGAGACCAUGAUCCAGAGUUUGGCAGAAAUGCAGAGACUGUUGGAUUCAAAUGUAACUGAAUCCAAUAAUGUGGAAGAAAUGCAGCUUCCAAACUGUAAAUGGUAUCGGAAGAAUGGCUUUUCGGAUAAGGGUCUACUACUACAUGCUGAGACCAAAAAAGGGAAUUCAUUGCAUCAAGCUGUGCAUGAGCCUUUGAAAGCAAUUGUGAGCUGCACCCCCACUAGUAAAGAAGAGGAAUUGAAUGCUCAUUUACUUCAGUGUGUCAGUAAGCAACAAGUUGUGCUCAGUCGAGCCAAAAGAGCUCAGAAACGUUUACAGAUACUUCUGGCAAAGCAUGUUGUCAAACACUGUGAUCACCAGCUGAAAUGCUUUGUGAAACAUCAGCUCCAAAGAAUGAAAGUUUUUCAUGAGCCAACCAGAUUUUUGGACAGUAGCUCCCUUGGAUGCACAGAAAUUAGGGCAGAAAGCAGUAUAACUAACUUGGAAAAAAAUUCAAAUAAAGACGCACAGAAUGGAUUCGGCAUUGAACCUGGUGAAAUCUGGGGUUUUGCACACUCUGCUACAGGGCUGCUGACUCAUGUGGAGAAAGAUCUGGACUCUGAUGCCACUUGCAGUAGCUCAGAUGACGAUUGUGAUGAACAGACUGUCAGAAAAACUGUGGAAGCCAACUAUAGUUCUGAAUGGAAGUGGCUUGUAGACCGAGCUAAAAUUGGCUGCCGUUGGACAUGGCUUCAAGCCCAGAUUUCGGAGUUAGAAUACAAAAUCCAACAACUAACUGACCUUCACAGGCAGAUACGUGCCACCAAGGGGAUGGUGAUCUUAGAAGAAUUCCCACUUCCAAAAGACAUUUUGAAGAAGCAAACACAAUUGACAAACCCAGAAGCUUUAUUAAACACCACGGGGAAUUCUCAAGCUACCCUUGAGAGACAGGAUUCUUUGCCGGAACACGAUUUUGAAAUGUCACCAAGCAGCCCUACUUUACUUCUACGAAACAUAGAAAAACAGAGUGCUCAGCUGAGUGAAAUCAUCAAUAAUCUGAUUGCUCCACUCAAUCUGUCCCCCACGUCCUCUCCUAUCUCUUCCAAAUCCUGUAAGCAGAAACAACUGGUCAAUGGCAUAUCUCUCAGAGCUUCAGACAACAGAGAGGAAAUGUCAUCUUCUAGUAGCCAGUUGCUUGAUCAUCAACACAUCAAAAAAAGAAGAAAAGACAGGACAAGGCUGAGAUCUCCGUCUGUAACUAUCAUGAGUACAUCUGCCCGAACAAGGCCACUUCAGAGUUUCCAGAAGAGGAAACUAUACAGAAUGAGCAGUGCAUGUUGUUGGAAUCAACAGGCUUUGCUGUCUAGAGAUGCCUCGUUUCCAUAUAAUACACAGAUGCCUUGCAUGGCUCCAUCCUCCAUUUGGAGCAGUUCUGAGCAUGGUACAACAUCCAGAAUAGUACAACAACAUAUACCAGAGGUGGACUGCUCUCUUCAUCCUGUGUUAUCAUUCCCCUCAGAUAUUCCUCUUCAUAUAUAUUUUGAAACAUUGUUGAAGGAGGACAAGAUCAAAGGAGAUCCUGUUGACACCUCAGCACUAGCGGUAGAGUUUAAAAUGUCUCCAUCCAGUGAAUUUCAUCAACAUAGUGCUUCUUUCAAACAAUGGAGCAGUGGCUAUUUACUUAAUUCCAAACCUCAAGCAGCAUCAGGAACAUCUGAACAGUUGUCUGAGGGAAGAAAGAAAAGGCACCUAAGUGAGACAGCGAUAGGAGAAAGUAACAGUAGGUUUGAAGCUUUUUCCUUUCGACAUGCAGAACCAGAAUCCCAUAACGAUUUUACUGCCGUGACCCAUGUCAAUCUGAUGUCUAGAUCUACCCAAAACACAUCAUCACAGCAUAACUCUAGACGGAGACUGAGAAGUGAGAGCUCCUAUGAUAUAGACAACAUUGUUAUUCCUAUGUCACUGGUUGCUCCUUCUAAAUUGGAGAAGCUGCAAUACAAAGAAAUCCUUACUCCAAGCUGGAGAGUUGUUGAACUUCAUCCUCUGGGGCGAUCUCAUAUAGAUGAAGAAGAGAUCGAAGAUCUGUCAGAUGAACUUUUUUCUUCACGUCAUGCAAAAUAUGAAGAGAGAGAGAAAGCAAGGUGGUCAUUGUGGGAACAAAGCCGAUGGCCCAGAAGAAAUAGCAGAUCUUAUAGCAAAAAUGCUGAAAGACAGCUGGGACAAGAUCCAGUACUGAAAGAAAACCAUCACAACUCCUGUGCCUCACUGCUUUGUGCUGCUGAAGCUGCUUUUGAUCUUGCUUCAGAAAUCCACAGUUCUGUAUGUUUAAGGAUCCCACAGUCUUCAAAGGAAAAUCAAGAAGCAAAGUCUGAGCUGUGGGAACUUCGGGUUUUUCCGUUAAAGGAUGAAGACAUAGAAACCUUACGGUGCCAAGACCAAAUAACAAAUCAGACUGAAAGUUCAAGUGCAGCUUUCCACAGUGACUCCCUGUGCACUUCAUGCACUCCCAUCACAUUGCCAAACAAUGGCCAUCCAGCAAGAAACCAAUCCACAGAAGAGCUGGAAGACUGCAAAAGCGUUUUCCUGGGACCCUGCAGCACAAGAAAACACAGGUGACAGGGGGAAUAAUGGUGGUUCAUUAAGAAAGCUGAGUAAGGUGGAGACAAGUACAAGGUAAAAUCUCUGUUCUUCACACAAGAAAUAACAGCACAAUUCAAAUACUGUACAUUAGCAGCCUAUAAUAUAUUUUCUUUCUUGCUUUGUAACAGGCAGGAUAAAAUCCCAAACUCAACACUUUCUUCUUCCUGAACCACAAGAGAAACUAAUUAUUUCGAGCUGGAAGUCUAGUAUUCCCCAUGUUGAAAGUGGGCACACCUAAAUAGCUGGCAAGGUUUACUGCUUUCUGUUGUCAUAUUGCCACAUUCUUUAAUAUUCUUCCUUUUUUUCUUUCAAAUGUGUUCAUGGUUCUGAUGGAUUCUGGGACAGCAGAGCACACUUUAGUCCUUUAAACAAACAACUUCAAAACACAGAAAAACUUCUUGAAAAGACAGUGAGGAAGGGGGCGUAAUUUGAAAUACAAUUGUUUUCUUUGGUGGCAUGAGCAUGUCACAAAUACCUGCCUUGUUUAAAAUGCAUGUCUGAAAUCCCUUGAAUAUUUAAGUACCAGUAGUUUUUAAAUGACACUUUCAGAAGCCUUAUGUUUGGCUUAAAAUGAGCCACUCAUUCAACUCUAUUGUUAGUUUCAUGCAGAAAUCCUCAAACACUAACACACAAAUAUAUCACUAUAUUUCCGUAGUUGAUUUCUCUACUAUACAAAAAGUAGACAGUUUCCUAUUUCAGUCACAUGGGGAGCAGAGAAGCCUUGGAGUGGUGAGGAAACGAAGAGUGAAUUAAAUGAAGAUACAGCUCUGAAUUUCAUUUUGGAUCACCAGAUAUUUGGAGACCUAACUCCUAGACCUGCAGUAGCUAAUGCUGCUUAUAAUUGUGUGCUGUAGUAUCUUACCAACAAGUAUAGUUUGUUACGGUUUCUAAGCGAUAUCUUGCAAGUAUGCAAAAUCAGAGUGACUAACCAGAAAGGAAAACAUUGUUAAUAAGGACAUCAGAAGGGCUUAAAAAAACCUUUCACAAUGUUUCUAAACACGGAUUGAUUUUUAAAUUUCCAGCCAUUUCACUCUCUCAGAAAAUAAAAGCAAAUUGUUUAAACUCAUACGUUCUGAAUUACAGUAAUCAGAAUUUAUCUGCAUCCUCAAAUGAUGCUAAUAGAAGAUGACGCAUACAAGAAUUGAUUAUAUAGCAGUAUUCUUGUAGCAGAACAAUAAUUUGACACCAGUAGAACGUAUGUAUAAACCACUGUCAGCAGGAAGUUUUUCUGUGUACAACAGUUGAAGGCAACUAUAUAGGAGUCUCUGUUCUUGUACAACAUUUUUCUUCAGCUUGUAAUAUCCAAUACUGACAGAUGACCCGUUUGUUAGUGUCAAACUUAAAUUUUUUUUCCUGUCAGAUUAACUGGAAAUAUACGCUGGACCUCAGAAAAAAGUUCAGUCAAGUUUCAACACUACAUCCUAUGCUACAUUGUAGUUUAUUGCACAUUCUGAUUUAUUUUAAAUCUUUUUUUAACACUGGUUUGUCCAGCAAAUUAAACUCAAAUUUUGCCUCAGUGUCUGAUACAAUAAUCUUCAAUGCUAGGUUUUUUUAAUUAAAAGUUAUUUCCAUACAAUGUGUAUAGUCUGAAUUUGAUUAGCAAUAGAAGUAUUUAGAUUCCCUUCACAGGUCUGUAAAAUCAAAUUAGUGGUAUGUACUUUUAAGAGCUGAAGACCUGUAUGAUCUUUUAAUGGCUUUGUGGGAGUCACAAAGUAGUAAUGGUACAAAGCCUUGCUGUUGCAUUUGUUAAUGUUGCAUUAGUACAUGAUGAUGAUGCAUUGGAUAACUGGCUGUGAGACUGUGGUUUCCCCAUCUAUUAUCCCUUCUUCCUAGUUUCUGAGUGGAAUGGGGUAUUUCUCAUUUCUCUCUCCCUCGUCUUCUGGCUGCUGCUGGGAAUGUGAGUUGGAGAGCAGUCUGAGGUGAGGCUCCUUUCUUCUCCAUUCCCCUGCUCCUUCAAAGUGAAGAUAUGAGCAGCUCAGAUCGUGCUAGCUCCCAUCAUACAACUUUAUAGGUUGUUCAGUGCCUCCUGCUCUUGUCUGAUCUGUUUGGCAGUGUGAGGAGUAAUCCUGGGAUCUGGGCAUCAGUCAUGUGAACUCCCUGCAUGCAGGACCCAGGAGAACUAUAGGUGAGGAACACUGACUUAGUAAUGAAGUCUGAAUCAUCCAGGAUCCUGAAGGAAAAAGAGAGUGUUCUCUGUUAAUGUUAAGAGAAUAUUUUAAAAAUGAAGUAAACUUUCGAGUAGGGCUACUAACCAAGUAGUUCCUGGCAGUUUCCUUUAGAAGAGGAUGUUAAUACUGCUCAAUAAAGAUGUUAUUUGUUAAUCUUGCUAGCUACAGGGCCGAUGCAAAUGGAGAUUGUACACAACUUCUUUGUCCCUAUUGAGAUGCUCUCUGCCCUACCCAUUAUGUGAACAGGCUAAAAUAAUGAAACCACCCUGGCAAAGAUGAGACGGGCAAGAAAGAAACUGAAAAACUUGAUGCAAAAUGGAGAACUUUCCUUUUAUAAUUUCUCCCUAUGCAAAUAUUUAAGGCAUUUUUUUUCCAUCAGAAACUUUGCUCUUAAAGUCCACAUCUCAUCUGAUAAAAAACAGAUUUUGGGCAGCAAAAUAAUUUGCCUGGGUGCAGAUUCUAAGACCACCUCCAUCCAUUGAACUCCACGACAUAAGGCAAGAAUAGAAUAUAGUUUAUCGUUUCUCUUCACCAGCUCUGCAUUCUGUAAUCCUUCCAAUCCCUGUAUGUCUUCCCAAUGUGCUUUCUCCCACUGCCCCAGUGCCUGGAAUGGCCACUCCCCCCCUCCCCCCCCGUCUAGCCUACACACCACAUAACCUCUCCUUCAAAUCUCCCUCUACUACUCCCCAAGCUCUCCAGCAAACUCAUCUUAUUGGUAUAAACCUCCUCCCUGGUGUCAUCUCUGACUCUGGAAACUCUUGGGGCUAGGGGAUGCUACUAUUUACUUGUAUUACAGUAGCCCCUAGAAGCUCCCGCUGAGAUUGGGGCCCUAUUAUGCUAGGAUGUGUACAAACACAUUGGAAGAGACGAGCCUUGCCCCAAACAUUUUAUAAUCUAGAGCCAAGACAGAGUGGGAUUACGAUCCCCAUUUUACAGAGAGAGAAAGUGACUUGCCCAAAGCCAUACAGGAAGUCUGGACAGUUAGAAACUGAACUGUCUUAGUCUAGCACCUACACAAGCCUCAGCCCCACCCUCUUUCUUCAUAUCUGCUGUACAGAGCUGCUGUGAUGUCUUCAAUUAUUAAUAAUAAAAACUUAUUGGGAUAAUAGAUGCAGCCUUUCUCUCUCAUGGAAAUGGCCUCCAUCAGUUUCCUGCCUUUCCCUCACCUAUAGUUUGUGUAUUGUCACAUGAAUUUUGAAACCACUGAAACAAUUAGCUCUCUAUUUCAGAGCAGGCUGAGAACUGCAAUACGCACAGCUCAGCCCCAGGGCUGCAUUUAUAAAAACCCAUGAAGCCCCUUACUCAAGAUUUUUUCCUCAUACCUCCCUUAAACUUCCAAAAAUUUCCUCAACUUUUUGAGGCUAAAACAGGUCAUUCCUCUUCUCCCUUCCCAUUCCCCCUGUGCAGUGGUGAAGUACUGAGCAUUAUGCAGUCAGGCACUGUUGGAUCAGUGACUUGUUUCAGUGUAUUUGUGCUUUGUUUACCAUUUUGGAUCAAAAGGCAUUUUUUCAGGUCUCCAUAUCUCCUUCCCCUGGCCCUGUUGCAAGAGGUUUCACAUCCUCCUUCAGAUCCAUGAACUUCAUCAAAGCAUGGGAAGGGCAGAAAGUCCUCAGAUGUGGUGAGCAGAGCAUAUUUUCUGAUAGUGUCUUGCCCUAUUUGGGUGCAUGCUAGCUUGCUUACAGUACUGUCCUUUGGAGGACCCCACAUCCAAGUAAGGAUUGAACUGGACAUCUGGAAUCUUAUAUAUUUUUCCUCCAUUGACAAUGUGGGCACCCUGGACCCUUCCCUUGUUACAGAAUAUCAGUUACCUCUUAGACCUCCAGUCCAGUAAUGCACAAAAGGCUCCUUUGGCACGAAAGUUUAGAUGGCUUUAUUGGCUCGCCAUUGGCACUUUGAGACAAAUAAUUCUCAACUGGCCCUCAUUUUAGUCCCAGUGAUAUCCCUGCACUUUUAUUGUUAAAAAUGUAUUUACAUCAUGAAUUCAUCUAGCUAAAGAAUCAUGAGACUGAAGUUAUAGAAAAGUACAAGUAACUGUAUUCCUCACUGGGGGUCUGGUAGGUUGAAUGUAUGAGACUGAUGUGCAGAAUGUCUGGAAAUUUGAUUUAGGCAUGAAAGUUUGAGUCAAAGUUCUCGAUUCAUUGACCCAUGACUGGGUGAUGUAGAUUCUGUGUGGUUAGUUUUAAUGUGGAAAUGCUUUUUCCAUUGGGAUGCCUGAUCAGACUGGGUGUCUCCAUGUUUAAUAUGUACUUUUAUGGAUGACGUGUAGCUGCUGUUUUCUCUGCAUAAGCAUGUAUACAUCACUUAUUUUUAAGUGCAGGAAAACACGCUGGGACAGAAAAUUGUCAUUUGUUUGCUAAUAGUGAGGAAAUGGGCAAUUCUUAAGGAGUAACAGAAGAAUUUAAUCAAGCAUAUGUGCAAGUAGUAAUCGCCAUGGUGACUAAUAGCCUUUCCCUUAACCUUAGCUGUAACAAGAGGCUGUGGAAGUGAAGAGGUCACACUUACAUAGUGGGGUGCUCCAGUAGGAACAAUUAGCCACUCACUCUGCUGGAGAGGUGAGGCGAGGCGGUUUUCUUGCAUGUAUGUUCUCCUCCCCUGAAGUACAGCCUUAGGCUGGCAUUUUACACGUGCUCAAGGCCUUUGACAAAAAAGGCGGGAACCCCAAACUGCUCUAAUCUAGGACCUGACAAAGGAUUCAAUUCUCCUGGGGACAGAGCAUAGUAUUUUGUAACUGAAAGGCUGUUAAAUGGCAACAAGCGAAUGCCUGCAGUUAAACAUUCUCUCCAGGGUAGUUUUGGGGGUACUGUGUGAAUGUGUUAUGACAACUAUAUGAGAGUUAUAUUUGCAAAAGUGGUGCACAGCAAGUUUGAGCAAAUGAUUCCAUAUGGACAGUUAUCCCUGACCCAAUUCUAUUUAAACUCUAGUUGGCUUACUAACAGCAUUGUCUGAGCCCCUUUUUUGUGUAGUCCAUGCCAAAAGCCUUUGUUGCAGCAUCCUCACAUCUGCUUUUACUGAGGGAGCUAGAGUGGCUAUGUUUACACUAGCAGCCUUCACCACUGCCCUCACACCUGUAGUACACCUCUACCCCGAUAUAAUGUGGUCCUCGGGAGCCAAAAAAUCUUAUCGAAUUAUAGGUGACACUGCAUUGUAUUGAACUUGCUUUGGCGUCAAGCAUUUGUUAUUAAUAGUCACUUCCCACCCCCUGACUGAUCCCUCAGAACCCCCGGCCCAUCCAACCCUACUCCAUCCCCUGACCCCUAUCCAACACCCUCAAGACCCUGCACCCUUAACAUGCCGCUCAGAGCAGUGUAUGGGAGCCAGACACGCUGAUCCGCUGGAAAGUGCAGUCCUGCCCCCCAGAGCGCUGCUUUACCACGUCAUAUCUGAAUGUGUGUUAUAUCAGGGUAGAUCAUCUCUGUUGAACUGGGGUACUAGAAAGAAGUGUGCAAAAAUGUUCCCUCUAAUCACUUCCUUUCUGCAGCACUAACGUGGGGCUUUGAUUUUUCAGAGAGACUAGCUAGAGGAAUUCUUGAACCAGUCCUACCUCUCUCUCUUGACUAACAUCACUGCUUAGAAACUGAACAGCUGAAGCAGAUUCACCAUGUGGAUCCAAAUUAUCUUACUUCCUCUCUCCUGGAGUAGGUCUUUCUGUAAGUGAUGUAUGCUGGUUAUUACAUUUUAUACACAGGCAGCAGCUGCUUGGUCUUCCACCCAUGGAUUGCCUGAAGGAUACUACAUUUACCUAUUGGAAGCGCUAGAAUGCACAAGACCUAAACUUAGGAUCCCUAUGUGCUUUUGUACAAAUGUGAGACAAUACCCUAUGACAGCUCAUUCUGCAAUAAUUAAAAUGUUGUUGACCCACAAUAGCAGGCAACUUACUAUUCUACUGCUGGUGACAAAACCACUAUUCUUCAAUGAGUAACACCUAUCUUUAGCUGUUGAUUAGGCCAAGUUAAAUGAUCUGAAGGUACAGUUAUUAGAUUUGUUGUAGUUUUCAUAGGCGGUAUCCUUACGACUAGCUAGUGAAAACUUUCCAAGAGACUUAGCUUCCGCACUCCCCCCUUUGAAAAACUAUGCUAAAAGCUUAUUGUGGAACUUUUAUUUCCUACUGCUGUGAGAAUGAAAUAUUGUACCAUAACUUUAUUGGGGUGUACAUACCUGUCUAAGUUAGUGAACUUAUUUCUGGAAAGAUGCUCUUUCUUGGGGUAGAUGGGUUCAUCCUGGAGUACACAUGCUACUGAACAGCUAAUGGAUGAGUUUAGCAAGUCGUAAGAUGACUUAUCACUUUAAGAAGAGUGUUUUAUUUCAAACAUUGAAACAGUUUUGUAGGAAUGCACAGAGCAGACUCUUAAGUCUUCCAUACCUUUCAAGCAAAAACUGACUGAAUUUUGUUUCAAUCCAAUCCCUGUUAUCUGCUAUAAAAUAAGUCUCCAGGCAAUUUAAGGGAUAGCACUGGCCGAUUGUGUUUCCAGCCCUGGCAAAACAGCUUCUUGCAGUGAAGGAACAAUUCUUCAGUGCUGCAGUCCUGGUUCAGGAGCAAUGUCUCCAUAUUGGACUAGAACCCGUUCACACCCCAGCUGCCUUGGCAUGAGUUGGCGGUCUCAUCGGUCCAGGGAGCGUUUCUGAGCAGCUUCUGAACACACAUUCCUCAGGAGGUUGAUGACAGAUCUAGGAUCUUCACUUUUCAUAAUAGCACUGCCAGACACAAUCAUGUUUGCUCCUGCCUGGAAGAAGGUUAAACAGCCAGCUGUGUAAUAUGGACCACCACCCCAUAAUCCCAGUACACUCUAACUAGUGUAAAUUAUGUAUUAGGUAACUAUUGUCCAGUUGCAGCAUGCAUAGACUUGAGCAGCACAGGUUCUGUACGUCAAAAAAAUUACUCUAGUGAGAAAAGGGUAUUAUUUCCCCAAACAGCUUUCCUGCUGCACUGUAGCCUAUGUUAAUUCUGGUUCUAUCCUGAGCAGAGGGUGAAAGUCUUUAGACUAUCUGAAAACAAAGCAAAUGGCCAAAAUGAAAGACCCAGCAGAGAGAUUAUCUCAUGCACAGAAUUAAAAGAAAUGUCAUAAAAGGAGAGUCCUCACUGUGCUGUUCAGUUUUUAAAUCUUACCUCUGCACAUUUAUGGAUGGUGUCUGGCCCUACACCACCAUCUACUUCAAUAUCCAAGGAAGGAAAUUGUGUCCUCAGCCACUGAAUCUAAAGAGCCCAUACAAAAAACCCAGAAAAGUUAAGCACUUAGCUUUACACUCAGAUACUCCCCAGGUCUAUAUAAUUUUUAACAUUUAACUGGUUAAGGAUUUUUUGUUAAUGUCAUCUCCCUUCCCAGUUCUCAAGGCACAGGGAGUAGAAACAGACUAGUUCCAUUUAAUAAAACACAAUCAGUAUCUACCUUUGGCAUCAUGUCUUCCAUGAACUUCUGCCCUCCAAAUCCAGGUUCCACUGUCAUCACCAAAGCCAUGUCUAUCUGAUUGGCCCAUGGUGCUAAAUAUUCAACUACAGUUCCAGGUUUGAUGGCCAAGCCUACCUACGGAAGAAGGAAAAGAUAAAUGAAAGUGCAUCUGUAGGACAACAGAGACCUUGCACCUGUGUUAGCACUGCCUUGAUACUAGCUACUACAAGCUUAAAAAAAUUACUGAUUAAAUAUUGUGAAUAGUAUUUGGAAUAUUAUGUAGGAUCAAUUAAGGCAAAAAGGUAUUGACUGAUCCACAAAUUUUAUGUUGCACCCCACCCAUAAUGUAACCAGCCCAUGGCCCCCAGGGUAUGGGGCUGCAGCUGGGAGCAGGAGUCAAAGCUGGGGUUUGGCCUGGAGCAGAGCUAGGUGGCCCUUCCUCCCUGUCCCCUAGUGGGGUGUACCCCACACUCUGGGGACCACUGCAUUAAAGCAAGAUUCCACUUUGUCUCUAGUACUUCUGUUAAAAUAUAAAUUGCUUUCAUUCCAUUAGUUCUCAAGAACAUUAUUGCCCAGAUCUUUCAAUGCCAGAGGGAGGCAGCUACUGCACACGACUCUUGCCACACCAACUCCUCACCUUCAUCCCAUUUUCCCGAAUGUCUUUAAUCAGUGCCCCUGGAUUGUCUGUAGCCUCUAGGUGAAAAGUGUACUGGUUUGCACCUGCUACAGCCAUUGGUUUCACCCACUGCUCUGGCUUGGCAACCAUCAUGUGCAUAUCUGAAAAGAAUCACACCCCAGAACAAAGAACAAAAGCAUGAGUAAGCAAGAUACAGUUGGCAUGCAUCACUGCACCAAAAUAUACCAGUAUGUGUACUAGCUGUAAUUCAUAUAACAGCUGCUUUGGAGUCAUUACAGAAAAUGUCCAUUCAAAGCAUGCGCUCAGAGCUCAAAAAGAGUAGCAACAGCAUAAACCGUUCAAAUGAGUGCAUAUUAAUUUAUACAAAACAGAUUCAGAAUAUAAAUCCAUGCUCAGCAUUGGUAUUAUUAAAUAUGUUUAGUAAUAAUUACUACUCAAACUUAAUAGCACAUUGAUCACAUUAUAGUGACAUGUCACAUGGGAGUGUGUUUCUUUAAAGUACUAAAAAACAAAAAAAAAAACAGUAGCUCACAUAAUACAGUCUCCCCUCCCUCAGUUUAGCUAAAAAGGAAACCACAUUUUUACAACAUUUUGCUUGGCUAUAAAUAUUUAGUUAUCACCAAACAUGAGGCCCUGGACAUGGCUCCUUUGUGCUACUGAGUUCUAGAAAGGGAUUGGAAAGCUGGGAAAAUCCUCAUCUGACAUAGCUGGCUCUACACCAACCCUCCUCAACUUUCUCCACAUGUAGGGGGAUGGGUUGUAACCACAGUCCAAUGAUUCCUGCCACCAUCAUGGCCCCCACUGUAAGGCUAUUCUAAACUAAGACAGCACAAAACCAGCCCCAGGAUUAGGGAGCAGCAAAACAGUUUUGAGGUUACCCCACUGAGUUGGGGCCUGAGCUUACAUGCCACAGGUGAGGAUUCAAACCCACAAUGUUUUGUGGUUUCCUCUGUCAAUAUAACAACAUGUACUCAAGAGUUUGGAAAAAUGAAGUCCUUACCGAAGAAAGGAUCCUGACCCAGCUGCUUUCGAAGGCUCUCUACUACAGGGUGUCCAAAUGUGAUGUUCGGAACAAAGUGCCUACCAAUUAGAAAAAAGCACUUUAUUUUUCAUUAUUU